Molecule: messenger RNA, 1287 nt
Organism: Aspergillus wentii DTO 134E9
Lineage: Eukaryota; Fungi; Ascomycota; Eurotiomycetes; Eurotiales; Aspergillaceae
Gene: ppe1
Product: putative ribosomal protein/carboxylic ester hydrolase (Ppe1)
Exons: 5
Coding region: 1-1287 (428 amino acids)
Biological process (GO): protein demethylation
Molecular function (GO): protein methylesterase activity
Source: RefSeq, a predicted model, not a curated record
AUGAGCGAGCUUCAAAAGUCCUUUGCCAAGUCAAAACUGGGCAAAUUGCCGCCCGAUCCCCCACAGAUCUUCGACUCUCCCACCGCUGGUGCUUCCUCCUCGUCGAUGCAUCCCCUCGAUGAAGCCAGUUAUGACGAUGAUUCCUCGUCUGCUUCGUCAACAGGGACUAUUGUUCCAUCCCCUAGCAGACAGCUGUUCGCUAGACCUGGUCGAGGAUCAUCAUCCGCUUUAACGUCAUUAAACUGGACAGAUUUCUUCACACAGGAGCUCUUCCUCCCCGAAGAAAACAAUAACAUCAACAUCGUCCACCAUGUCUAUCUCACCCCACCCACCGACUCCGGUCCCCUUUUCGUCAUGCACCAUGGAGCUGGUUCAUCCGGCCUCUCCUUCGCAGUCUGCACAGAGGAGAUCCGGAAGAUUAUCCCGAAAGCAGGAAUCCUGUCCCUAGAUGCGCGGGACCAUGGCAGCACAACAACGACAAAAGCCGAUGGCCACGGGGAAGUUGAGCUUGAUCUGAGCUUGGAGACUCUCAGUCGCGAUCUCAUGUUUGUUAUCCGUGAAACGCAGUCCAAGAUGGGCUGGGAUCACCUCCCAGAUAUUGUGCUUGUAGGCCACAGCUUGGGAGGCGCUGUCAUCACCGAUGUUGCCAAAAAGGGGGAGCUUGGUCCGAAGUUGCUAGCUUACGCAGUGCUGGACGUUGUUGAAGGUUCCGCAAUGGAUGCCCUCCAGAGUAUGGAAAAGUACCUCUCAACACGCCCAUCCAGAUUCCCCUCCCUAACCUCUGGAAUCGAGUGGCACACUCGAUCCCGCACAAUCCGCAACAGAGUCUCAGCUCGUGCCUCUGUCCCUUCACUCCUAUAUGAAGAAGAGAACCCUGCUGAUCCAUCACGGCGAUGGGUCUGGAGAACUAAUCUAGGAAACACAAAGCCUUUCUGGGAGAACUGGUUCGUCGGGUUAAGCCGGAAAUUCCUCGAGGCACGAGGUGGAAAACUGCUUCUUUUGGCUGGGACGGAUAGGCUGGAUAAAGAAUUGAUGAUUGGGCAGAUGCAAGGGAAAUAUCAACUUCAGGUCCUUCCCGAAGCAGGCCACUUUAUCCAAGAGGACCAACCCGCUAAAACGGCUCAGAUCUUGGUGGACUUCUACAAGCGGAACGAUCGGAGCGCCCUUGUCCUUCCGCCAAAAGUGGCAGACAUGCAAGCCUCUUCUGCUAUGAAGAAAGGCGUGGGAGCCCCCGAUGGAAAAGUGCUAGGGGAUAACGAAAGAAUUGGCUGGACAAAGAGGCCAUAG